AAACAAAUAUAUUUUGAAUCCACAUAGAAAGAAAGAAAGUUCUUAAUAAAGAAUAUAAUUCAAAUACAAUGUCUACGUAUCGUUUGGUUUCAUGGGGUGCAAAUUCCCAUGGGCAAUUAGGACAAGGUUUAUUAUCGGAGCAAUUUAUUCUACCUCAAGAAGUUGAUUUAUCUGGUUGUCCCCUGAGGCCAGAACUCGUAAAGAAAAUUGUCGGCGGUGCCGGACACACGUUGAUUUUAAACGCGGAUGGUCACGUUUAUUCCUGUGGAUUGAACAAUAAAGGACAAGCUGGAAACACCGACGUCGAGCAAGAAAAUGUUCUAAUGUUUCAGAGGAUACGUGCUCUCGAGCACGAAGUAGUAAUUGACAUCUGCUGUGGAUGGGAUAGCUCCGCGGCGUUGACGAGGAACGGUGAAUUAUACGUAUGGGGUUCUAAUCGUUACGGACAAUUGGGUCUGGAUCCUUCAGUUUUUCCCUCAAUACCGCAACCCCGGAGACUCUCAGUAGGCGAAAAAAUAAAGAAUGUUUCUAUGGGCCUGCGACACACCGCUGUAGUAACAGAGACUCGUGAGCUCCAUGUGUGUGGAUCAAAUAAUAGAGGACAAUUAGGUUUGAUUAAUCCAGAAACUACAAAGCCUUACGUUCUUCUUAGUGCAUUUACCAAAGUUGCAGAAUGGACGAUGCAAGGAAACGUGGAAAAUGUUGCGUGUGGCCAAUAUCAUACUGUCGUUAUAACAAAGAGGCAAACGUAUAAUACAUAUGUUUUUGGUGAUAACAAACAUGGACAAUUGGGACUCUUUCCUGUAACAUCUUCUGAAACACGAAUAUCGCAACCUGUAUGUAUUCCGCUCUCCGACGUACAACAUGAUGCGCCAAUUCAAAUUCACACAGGCUGGAGUCACAUAAAUAUCUUGAGCAACGGUACUAUUUUUUCAUGGGGAAGAAAUGACUAUGGCCAAUUGGGCCGUCCUUUGUCGAAACUACAAAAUGGAAUUUCUGGGACGGAAGAGAGACUUCGAUGUGUUGAACAUAUCCCAAAAAUCGUCCAACUUUCAGUUGGAUCAGAGCAUAAUAUUGCCUUAACCGAUGAUGGAGCAAUAUUGUGCUGGGGCUGGAACGAACAUGGAAAUUGCGGUAACGGAAAAACGGAGAACGUUCUGCAGCCGGAGUUUGUUCCGAUUCCAUCUAAUUCCGUUGCCGUUCUUGUGGGUGCUGGCGCAGGACAUUCAUUCGCUGUGAUAAAAGACACUAGCUAGCUGCGAUAUGCAGAUAAAUAUGUUAUUAUGUGUUAUUUAUUAAAUGUUGUAAUUGCGAAGUAUUUUUUUAAAUAUAUCUUGACGAUGCUAGUCAAAUAGUUAUUUUAAAUAUUAUAGCGAAACAUUGAUUUGCAUAGUUUAAUCGAAGAGCUGAUCGAAAUUUUGAAUUCACGCAGAGCGCCGCGGCAACUUCCGCCGAACUUCCGCCGCAACUUUCAUCGAACUUUUUUUGCACGCCGAUCAUUUAUUUCCAAACAAGCAAGACGUUGAAUUGAUUGGAUACCGCGGAUGGAGUUGAUUGGAUAUUCCCUAGCAAACUUCCGCCGCGCUGCGCAGCAAGCAUUGUCCGCUUCCUAUGUGCAUCCAUCAUUGUCCAUCAUUAACUGGCAUUAACGUCUCUCAGCGAGCACGGCUAUUAUAAUGCGGCACGGCCUGGGGAUCGUUUUUGAGAAUUCGGAGCGGUAAGUAGGCUUCCGGCGAGUCUUCCCAGGAGUCCCAGGACCGCCGGGAAGCGUUUUCGAUGAAGUCAUCGAUCUCGCGUUCACACCGUCGACGUUCGUCGGCGGCACGUAAGCCGGCGUCGGCAUACGAAUCGAUAGAGGCGGAGACAGAACCAGAAGCGGAGAUCAACUCUUUCGCUGAUUUCAUUCCGUUGCGCUAAAAAAUUGUUCCGCUAGAAUCAGCGGAAUAGCAAAAUAGCCAUGCGGAUAACCUCAUUUUUACAUGCAAUAAAAUAUGCAGUAAAAAUAAUGACGUAUAUCUUUUAUUCCCUUCGAUCAAAAACGAUCCUCACACGAACUGGCUGCUGGAUCCCGGUGCAUGGAUUCGCCGGUUCGUGGUCCGUCCGAUGCGUAGAUUACUUAUAUGUCACGCUUAGUUUAUCAAAAGGAUUCAAAGGAUUCCAGCUCCUUGUUCCGCCGAUCUUCUGAAUUAAGCGGAAAAUGUAAAGGGGGAGUCAGAGGUUUCAGCCAAUCAUGAAACAAUUGUAUUUGAACGUUUAACAUUACUUUAAAUAAUAAAUAUAUUUUAUUGUUA
Messenger RNA from Wasmannia auropunctata (little fire ant), 2291 nucleotides. RefSeq names its product secretion-regulating guanine nucleotide exchange factor (gene Sergef). The transcript has 5 exons. The record is from RefSeq and is a predicted model, not a curated record. Bases 69 to 1256 code for a protein of 395 amino acids. Lineage: Eukaryota; Metazoa; Arthropoda; Insecta; Hymenoptera; Formicidae.